UAAUUCUGAUCGGUUUCCUUUGGUAAGAGGCAAAUUAGCAUACAUAAAUGGCUUCUUCUGCAAACCAUGCUGCUGAAUCUUUCGCUAAUCCAAACUGGGACAGUUUUGUUCAUGUGGAGAGUGUGCAGGAGAUUGCACGAAGGAAACCGCAUUUCAUUCCCCAGAGAUACAUCAGAUCAGAUGAUGAGAGGCCAUCUUCAACACCACUUCCUUCUCUCUUGACAGUUCCUGUAAUCGACAUGGAAAAGCUACUCUUGCCCUCUGACAACCAUGAAAGACAGAAGGAGAUGGGCAUUCUUUCUAAGGCCUGCAUAGAGUGGGGCUUCUUUCAGGUUGUGAACCAUGGAAUUCCACAUUCUUUGAUAGAUCGCAUAAGAGGAGUGGCUAAUGAAUUCUUUAGUCUUUCGUUAGACGAGAAGCAAAAGUAUGCUCCGCAAGCAGGAGAAGCUCAAGGCUAUGGCAAUAUGUUUGUGGUUGAUGAAGAUCAGAAGUUGGACUGGGGCGACUUGAUGGCUUUGAUACUCAUGCCUAAGAAACUUGUCAACUUAGCUCUGUGGCCAACCACACCAUCGGAUUACAGGAAUACAUUGGAGAGGUACACUACUCAUGUGGAAAGGGUGGCAAUGAUUAUCUUGAGUCUAUUUGCUGAAAAUUUGCAAUUAAAGAGUGAUUAUUUCAAAAACAAAUUUGGAGAGGAGCCAAUGAUGACUAUGAGAAUGAAUUUGUAUCCACCUUGUCCUAGGCCUGACUUAGUGUUGGGGUUAAGCCCUCAUUCCGAUGGAGGUGCCAUAACUCUUUUGCUUCAAGAUGAUCAAAUAGAAGGCCUUCAUGUCCGCAAGAAUAAUGAAUGGGUUCCUAUUCAACCUAUUCCUUAUGCACUUGUCGUAAACAUUGGUGACCUAGUAGAGGUGAUGACAAAUGGAAAAUACAAGAGUAUAGAACAUCGAGCAGUAACAAAUAAGGAGAAGACAAGAUUAUCUAUUGCUAUGUUUUACCAACCAGGCUUAGAUGAAGAAGUGACCCCUGCAAGUAGUCUUGUGGAUGAAGAACACCCCACCCUAUACAAGAAAUUCAAACAUCAUGAAUACAUUCAAUAUUACAUGAAUAAACAACUCAAUGGAAAAAAGUCACUAGCUGACUUUGCCAAAAUACAUGAAUAGUAGUUAAAUUUACUAUACAUGUAGUAUGCAUCAUAUAAGUAAUAAGUCAAUUUGUAUGUUAUGGUACCUGGACUAGAUGGCCAUUCCAUUGAUAUACAAAAUUUGUAAGAAAAAAUGAGUCUUGAUAUGGUUAUUUAUAGUUUUUAAGACAUAAUGUUGGAGAUAUAAUACAAAAUGAAAGACUAUAUAUGACAAUCAAUGUUAUCAUGAAUUUGAGAAAAAAAUAAUGCUAGUGGAGUGCAUA
Cryptomeria japonica (Japanese cedar) is the source of this 1404-nucleotide messenger RNA. RefSeq names its product protein SRG1. Bases 48 to 1160 code for a protein of 370 amino acids. NCBI's taxonomy places the organism in Eukaryota, Viridiplantae, Streptophyta, Pinopsida, Cupressales, Cupressaceae. The transcript is spliced from 4 exons. The record is from RefSeq and is a predicted model, not a curated record.